Messenger RNA from Acipenser ruthenus (sterlet), 3694 nucleotides. RefSeq names its product BAR_ACAPs and ArfGap_ACAP domain-containing protein. NCBI's taxonomy places the organism in Eukaryota, Metazoa, Chordata, Actinopteri, Acipenseriformes, Acipenseridae. The coding region runs from base 933 to 3128 and encodes 731 amino acids. The record is from RefSeq and is a predicted model, not a curated record. Gene Ontology annotation, molecular function: GTPase activator activity; protein binding. The transcript is spliced from 22 exons. Gene Ontology annotation, cellular component: cytoplasm.
GGAUUUACUGUACAGAAUACCCGGAUAUGCAUUUAAGUGCUGGCAACAAAAAAAAAAACCAAAACAAAACAAAACAAAAAAAACACGAACAAAAUAACUUAAAAAAAUUAAAUAAAAAAUAAAACAAGAAGUGGCUUGUCUAUACUCAGACCUGGUUCUUGUAGCUAUCGUCUACUAGUACGUAUGUGCUGUUUGUCUGUCAGUGCAACGAAAAGGAUAUCUACUGUGGCUCUCGAGAUUGCUGAUCUACCAUUUUUGUUUCCAUUAACUUUUUGUAACAUUUUAAAAUAUAUAUUCGACAAUUUAAUUUUCAAAUUCGUGGUCAGGAACGGACACGGGCAUAUGGACAUUUAAAGCCCCGGUUUUUAUAAACUAUAUUGUGUGUUUUUAGUUAUUGUUUUUGCAUGACGGAAAAUACAGCGUUGUGGAAGUUUUCUGUUUUAGUACUUUUAGUAUUUAAUAUAGCUCUUUAUCGUUAUUCGGUUUAAAAUCAUGAAGAAUUAUAUGUAUCUCGUUUUUCUCAUACUAAUAUUAUCUUGGUCGGUCGGUACUUUCUUAGCAAUUCAAUCACUUGGCUUGCCACUUGUUUAAAAAAUACAAUAUUUAAAUUAUUCGUGUAGUUAAGUGUUGUAGCUGUUUACACAACACUUCCCGUUACAAUAUAUUUUUAUAUUCAUACUUUGCAAUAUUGUCUAAGUCACAAUGCGUGUUGCUUUGAGUUCUGUACAGUUUCAAAGUGUUUAGAUAAUUAUACAUGUAUGCUUAAUAACUUGUGCAGAACGUUUUUUUAAAAAAAAUAUUAACAUGGUGGAAUCAGGCAUGGAAUUUAAGGCAGCUAUCAACAUUAUUGAUUCUUAAUUGUAUCUGUAUGUUUGCAAGCCGUAUUAAACGUCCUGUAGUUUUUGUGCACUGUGGUGUCGUGCAACACAGUCAUGGAUAGUCUGGUGGAUUUCGAGGAGUGCAUUAAGGAUUCUCCCAGAUUCAGGAGGAGUCUGGGUGAGUCUGAGAGCGAGGUGACUGAACUGGAGAACAGACUGGACAAGCUGGUGAAACUUUGCAACCGGAUGGUGGAAACUGGACAGGCGUACAACGAAGCCAAUCAGCUGUUUUUGGGCGGGGUUGUGGAGUUUUCCCAAUACCAUAGAAAAGACAGCACAGUUACGACCUGCCUGACGCACUUCACACAGGGGCUGCAGGAGAUGAUCCAUUUCCACAUGAUGCUGUUUGACCAGGCUCAGAGAUCAGUGACUCAGCAGCUCCAGACCCUGCUCACACACUCAAUCCCCCAGCUGAGGGAGUCACGGAAGGAGUUCUCCCGGAUCACUGAGGAUUUGGAGCAGGCUGCAGCGAAGAGCGCCCAGGCCUCUCGACACAAGGCCCAGGACGCUGAGAAAGCCAGUCACCUGCUACUUGCCACCCGGAAGUGCUUCCAGCACAUUGCCCUGGACUACAGUCUGCAGUUGAAUCAGUUUAAGAUGCAGCAGAAGGUGGAUAUUUUGAAUUCGAUCUUCUCCUAUUUCCAUGCCCAAUACACAUUUUUCCAUCAAGGCUAUGACCUUCUCAAGGACCUCGACCCUGCUAUGAAGAAGAUGGCGAUUCGGUUAGCUCAGCUGUCCACUGACUGCACUGAAAAAAGAAAGCAGCUGGAGCACACACACCUCCUAGUUCAGCAGAGGGACACCUCUGAAGACAGCGUGGUGACAUUAAGCCCUCUGAACGGGGUCACGAUCCAGGGCUAUCUGUUUAAGCGUUCCAAGAGGAAAAUAAAGAACUGGAACAGGCGGUGGUUUUCCAUACAAAACAACCAGCUGGUUUAUAUGAAAUCACAUAAGGAAGAACCUAUUGUUUUGGUGGAUGAUCUGAGACUGUGCGCAGUGAAAGCCCUGGACACCAUUGAGAGACGGUUUUGUUUUGAAGUUGUGUCGGUGCAAAUGAGCUGUGCACUGCAGGCAGACUCGGAGGGGCUGAGACAGGCCUGGAUCACCGCAGUGCAGGGUAGCAUCGACCUGGCCUACCGCCAGAAAACAGAGCCGGCACACACACUGGCCGUGUCGAGCCUGCCCUCCCCACAGACCCCUCCUCUGAGGCAGGACCAGGCCCCUCACAGGCCUGCCGUCUUGGGGCUGGUGCAGCAGGGGGCUGGGAACCAGCAGUGCUGUGACUGCAGCCAGGCGGAGCCUCGCUGGGCUAGCAUCAACCUGGGCAUCACCCUCUGCAUCGAGUGCUCAGGGAUUCACAGGAGCCUGGGAGUUCAUCUGUCAAAGGUCCGAUCACUGACUCUGGAUUCCUGGGAGCCUGAACAGCUGAAGUUAGUCUGUGGUUUGGGGAACGAUGCUAUCAACCAGAUCUUUGAAGCCUGCUGUGAAGAAGGGAUGGGCAAAGUGACAGCCAGCAGCUCAAGACAGGAGAAGGAGUCCUGGAUUAAAGCAAAAUAUGUUGAGAAGAGAUUUGUCAAGAAGAUUGCUUCUUCACAUUCAGACUCCAGCUUAUCAGGUGCCCAGACAGGCCACAGUGCCGGGGGUCUGGGGCUGCAGCUGUACCAGGCCUCUCGAGAGGGAGACCUGGUCACCAUGGCAACUGCACUGGCUCAGGGAGCAGGCGUGAACUGGACCAACCCUGAGGAGGAGGGGAGAACACCACUGAUCAACGCAGCCUGUGGGGGCUCGCUCGUGGCUUGCGAGUUCCUGUUGCAGAAUGGAGCCAAUGUGAAUCACAGAGACCACCGGGGUCAAGGGGCUCUGCACACCGCCACCUACUGGGGGCACACUGGGCAGGUGUGUUUGUUUCUAAAGAGAGGAGCCAAUCAGUAUGCAGUAGAUGAGAGAGGGAAGGACCCACUCAGCAUCGCCAUGGAAACGGCCCACGCAGACAUUGUAACACUGCUGCGCAUGGCUCGGAUGAAUGAGGAGAUGAGGGAUUCAGAGGGCUUCUUCGGGCCGAUGGGUGAUGAUGAAACCUUCCAAGACAUAUUCCGUGAUUUCACCCACAUGGCAUCCAAUGACCCGGAGAAACUGUCUCGACGCCAGUUUGAGAGGGAGAAAGAAAAGCGGGAUGAAAGUGAGGGAAGUGAGAAUGAGGGAGGGGUUGGGAAGGCAGAGAGUGGAGGGGAAGUGGGGGGAGGGAGGUGACACAGAACUGGAGCUGAAAUGUGAAUGUCUAAAAAAAAACCAACAGGGCAGGAAACUACAUUAACAGUGACACAAGGGGAAGUUUACCAAACCAACAAAGCUGGUGAAGAGAUAUUGUGUUGGUACUUUACCAGCAUUAACAUUUUAAAAGUUUUUUAAUGUUGUUACUAACGAAUAUAAUUUAAUACAUGAAGCUACAGGUCUGGAGUCUGCCAUGUUUCCAGCUGCAUAUUGAAACCAGUCUGUUCCAAUAUUAAACUGGAGCUACAACCAGACAUUUCAUGUGGUUUGAGAUGCUCAUUAGGGAGUUGGAUUUUUUCCAGUCCACAAACCUAACGGGCUGAACAGAAACAGGAAAAAUAGGAACGUGCGAUUGUGACGGCAUCAUGAAGAGGCUUGUUAUGAAGAGGGGUCAAAAAAUAAUGUAGGGUGAAAUUUUAAUGGAUUUAACAGGGACAAAAAAGCCAUGUAAUAAACUCAAAUUAAAAAAAAGGUUUGUUGUCUGCUUGAUUUGAUCUAGUACCGUAAAUAUUCAUGACUUUAAAAUAAAGGUAUUUUAAUAUCAA